AUGUCUACCCUCUACACGACCACUUACCCCAACACCCAACUCGCUCAAGUACAGCCAGCCCAGCGUCCCGCCUACGCCUUCCUCGCAUACCCGCCCCCGCAGAAGAAGCGUCCCACUCAGCCUCUGCCUUCGCCCCCGGCCCCCAAGCGCGUGCCCUGCUCUCAGCCUUACCCCCGUCGUCGCUCCGCGUCCUCUUCCGCCAUCUCCACCUGGUCCCCGCCGCUCCUCGUACGGCUCCAGCCUUUCCCGCCGCCCGUCCGUGUCCAGCACCCCGCGCUCGGCCACCUUCCUCGCCCUGAGCGCGGCCGGCUCGCCCACGCGCCAGGUGAUCACCCCCAACACCGCGUCGGACUUCAAGCCGGACCUCACGCCUGCGGCUAUACCUCCGUCUUCGUCCACUGCCCGGACACCCCGCUCUCCGCGACCAUCCCGCUCGCGUUCGCCCCGGGCAAGCAGCCCGCCCGCGGCCUCAAGCACUUCCGCUCCCUCACUGCCUUGAAGACCGCCCGCCGCGCCCGCUCCAAGUCCGGCACUAUGCAGCGCCCGCCGUCUUCCCCGCUCAAGUCCCCCACGCACCACGCCAGCAGGGCCGCCAGCCGCGCACAGGCGCGCGAAGCCGUGAGCGCGUCGAAGAAGUCGAAGUACGCCAAGUUCCGCCCGCCGCCGCUCGCGACGGAGCUCGCGCUCGCGCAGCUCGCCGACGGCGGUCCAUCGAGGAUCACAUCCGGCGCUUCGCCGAGGCGCAGGCCAAGGCGGCGGCGCACACGCGGGCCGGACGGCCGCCUCGUCGGCGUCGCGGACGUCUACCGCGACGGCGCGGGCGGCGUGUGGCGCGACCAGGACGAGGAGUGGGAGUACGCGCACCUCCUCGGCGGCGACGAGGAGUGGUGCGAGUCUGAGGCGUCGUGGCACUCCGCCGCAAGCGCGGACUCGGACGACCGCCGUGGAUCCGUGUCCAGCGCGGACUCGGACCUCGAUCCGCGCUACGCGAUGCAGGCGGAAGACGAAGGCCGGGACGACCUCGCCGCGUUCGGGAGCGCGCUCGCGCCCGCGUGCGCGCGCCGCCCGGGCAUGUCCGUGCUCGCGAUCCCCGCGCGCACGCGCCGCACCGCCCCGCACCUCCGCAAGCCCGAGUUCCUCCUCGACGCGUUCCCCGUCCCCCCCGCGUUCAAGUGCCCGACGAACCCGCUCGACCCGCUUAAGGGCGCCGGAGCCGAUGGCGGUCGUUCCCCGUCGCCACGCGAGGCUAGCUCGAAGAAAACGUCUGGCAAGAUUGGCAUGCGCGGGCUCUUCCGCGCCAUGGGUGGCAAGAAAGGCGACCUCUGA
Molecule: messenger RNA, 1326 nt
Organism: Epithele typhae
Lineage: Eukaryota; Fungi; Basidiomycota; Agaricomycetes; Polyporales; Epitheliaceae
Exons: 6
Coding region: 1-1326 (441 amino acids)
Source: RefSeq, a predicted model, not a curated record